Messenger RNA from Vollenhovia emeryi, 1046 nucleotides. Its product is annotated as protein lifeguard 1. Gene Ontology annotation, cellular component: Golgi apparatus; endoplasmic reticulum; membrane. Gene Ontology annotation, biological process: negative regulation of apoptotic signaling pathway. The coding region runs from base 174 to 941 and encodes 255 amino acids. The transcript has 6 exons. The record is from RefSeq and is a predicted model, not a curated record. Lineage: Eukaryota; Metazoa; Arthropoda; Insecta; Hymenoptera; Formicidae.
CAUUUGUCGCUCGUAACUGUCAUUGAUUCAGACUGAUUGACGAUAUAGAUUUGUAGAUGUAAGAUUCGGGGCAUAAUUAUAGGGAUGUUUAGGCAUUAGGUACAAACAAUAUAAAUCAGAGUUGAACAAGAGGUUUGAUAUAUGCUAACGAGUAAUUGCACACGGCCUGCCCAAUGCGGUCCGACGAUACCGAUAUCGAGGAACAGCGGAUCCCACAGCAUAUCCCAGGUCCUCCGCAGCUGCCGCCGUUAAUCAAAGGCCAGAAAGUGGAAAGCGGGCCAUACACCGUGACGGUGACCGACGAAAUGGUAGCGCAGAGGGAAAGGGAGAAUCUGGCGCUGUACAAGGCUUGGGUGCAAGAACAACGCAGGAGAAAUCUGCUGCCGCAGGAGGAUGCCGACGAGUUUAUAGGUGACUUUAAAGACGUCGUCGUACGGAGGAGCUUUGUCCGCAAGAUUUUUUGCCUCCUCACGCUGCAAUUGAUGUUCACCAUCCUCGUAAUAUCCAUCUUUAUGUUUGUGGAUGAAGCGCAGAAGUUUAUGAUGGUGCACUGGUAUCUGUGGAUCGUUGCCAUGGUAUUCUUCAUUGUCGCUUAUUGUGCCAUAAGCUGCUCGGUGCAUGCAAGACGAACACCACCGUUCAACUAUAUUUGUCUAUUUCUGCUGACACUAGCAAUGUCGUACCUGGCCGCCUUCGUCUCCGUGUCUUACAGCAUCGAGGUGAUUCUCAUCGUAAUGGGUAUGACUACCGUCGUCACGAUAAUCAUAGCUCUCGUAGCAACAUUCUCCAAGUAUCUCUACUUUGACGUGCAAACCAUUAUGGGUGGACGCAGAAUAGAAUUGAGUCCCGACGAGGUCGUCUUUGCGACUACGCAGAUUUACGUCGAUAUCGUACUGUUGUAUCAGUACUUGCUCAUGUUCAUGGGAUUCUUCCACCGCUGAAAGAGAAAGCAAACAUACACAUUUACAUAUUUUGUAUUGUGUACAUAUUACAUUGUAAUAUUUAUAUCAAAUAUAAUCUUGUUGCUGCUCUACCUUUUAAUAUAA